Messenger RNA from Somion occarium, 1126 nucleotides. The record is from the annotation of a GenBank genome assembly. NCBI's taxonomy places the organism in Eukaryota, Fungi, Basidiomycota, Agaricomycetes, Polyporales, Cerrenaceae.
CCGUUCGAAAUCCGGAUUGGCUACAAAGUAUCAUGCCUGAACACCAAAAUGAGCAUGAUUCGGAGGAUUUGGAGUUAUGCAAGUCUUUACAGGCGGAAGAAUGUGAAGUCUUUGAAUCGAUCUAUCCAGAUUGUCUCUCCGGGGAUUACUUGAAAGGAUCUCUCCGUCUCGAGAUUCCAGUGGAGCUCUCUGAGUCUCAUUCACUCGUAUCGGCAGAAGAUCAGAAUCUAGUUUCGUUGUCCAUGUUACCUCCAUUACUACUGGAUAUCCUUUUACCGCCAAAUUAUUCUCUCCAUGACCCGCCUCAGAUUCUGUCACUAUAUGCGACAUAUUCGUGGUUACCGCCUAGUGUUAACUUGGUGCAGCGCCUGUUAGAUAUGUGGCAGGCAGGGGAAUGCGUUCUUUAUUCCUGGAUCGAAUGGAUACGGGGUGGUAUAUUUCUGGAGGAGUUGAAGUUUGUUUUUACUCGAGGUUCUGAACCGAUACUACGCAUACCUCAUCCGGAAUUGGAUCUACUAACAAACAAACUAGUCGGUUACGAUGCAUCAACACAACUAAUGUGCUUUUCUCAGAACUCUUACAACUGUGAAAUAGGCAUGUCUUCAAUCAAGGGCGCACGGUGUAUAUUGCUUUCAUGUUCACAUGUCCUUUGUCGGUCAUGUUUGGAGGACUUUUGGAAACAUGGUCGUGAUAUCAGUCGCAUCUCACUUCAUAGUGAACUCUCCAACAAGGGGAUUCGUCAGGGUCUCAGGUGUUUGAGUCUUUCUGUCUGUAGGAAUGCGAGCCGAUGAUUUUCGACUCUUCGAAAUCCUAUAGGCUUCCUGAUGUGCCGUAGGGAGGGAAAACGGACUUCGAAGAUACAAGAUGGUCCAUUAUUUUCUCAGGUCAAGUACAGGUCGAGAGCUGGAAUGCUUGGCGCCUGGAGAACGCCACUCGUUAUUACGGUCGACCGAUUCCUCUUCUACGAAAAGACUUUGGGUGGGACGAGAUUGUAAUUUUUGAUGCAGUUGGCCUGUUGUUCUUGUGGAAUAGCGAAGAACAGCAUUUCGACGUUGUCGAUCCCGGCGUGACACUGCAGGUAUGUACUUGCCAGUUUCAUUGAUUUCAAUCAAUAUGGCCUUUAUAA